Anoplopoma fimbria (sablefish) is the source of this 2067-nucleotide messenger RNA. Its product is annotated as synaptic vesicle glycoprotein 2B-like. Lineage: Eukaryota; Metazoa; Chordata; Actinopteri; Perciformes; Anoplopomatidae. Gene Ontology annotation, molecular function: transmembrane transporter activity. Bases 1 to 2067 code for a protein of 688 amino acids. The transcript has 14 exons. Gene Ontology annotation, cellular component: membrane. The record is from RefSeq and is a predicted model, not a curated record. Gene Ontology annotation, biological process: chemical synaptic transmission; transmembrane transport.
AUGGCUGACCCCUAUCAAAACAACAUUUACCACCAAGAAGGGGUUGACAGAUAUGGGACUUACGGAGAAGGUGGUGGCCAUGAUGGAUAUGGUUACCAGGAAGACUUCCCUCCCCAGGAAGAGGAUGCAGCGAGCGAUGAAACCGAAGGACAUGAUGAAGAGGAUCAGAUGUACGAAGGAGAAUAUCAGGGGAUACCGCAUCCUGACGAGCUGAAGGCUGCACAGAAAGCCGCACGGGCUAAAGCUCGAACAGCCGGCAGUGCAGUCUCUGAACUAGAAGAGUUAUCUGAACAAUACGAGGACAUCAUGGAGGACUGUGGCCACGGAAAGUUCCAGUGGACGCUCUUUAUGGUACUUGGCCUGGCUCUGAUGGCUGAUGGAGUGGAAUGCUUUGUGGUAGCAUUCGUUCUUCCAUCUGCAGAGAAGGAUCUGUGUCUCUCCAACGGAGAGAAAGGAAUGUUGGGUCUCACUGUCUUUCUGAGCAUGAUGGUAGGAGCGUUCCUGUGGGGCGGUCUGGCAGACAAAGUUGGCCGUCGGCGCUGUCUGAUGGUGGCAUUAGAAAUAAACUGUGUCUUUGGCUUCCUGUCUUCGUUUGCCCAGGGCUACGGUUUCUUCAUCUUCUUCAGGCUGCUGUCAGGCGUUGGUAUUGGUGGCACAGUGCCGAUCGUGUACUCAUACUUCUCAGAGUUUCUUCAGAUGGACAAGAGAGGAGAGCAUCUGUCCUGGUUGUGUAUGUUCUGGAUGAUUGGUGGGAUAUAUGCUUCGUUCACUGCCUGGGGAAUCAUACCCAGAUACGGAUGGGGGUUCAGCAUGGGCACAGAGUUCCAGUUCCACAGCUGGCGGGUGUUUGUCUUGGUUGCAGCUCUUCCUGCUAUCACCUCUCUGGUUGGACUCACCUUCAUGCCUGAGAGUCCUCGCUUCCUCCUGGAGAAUGCCAAGCAUGAUGAGGCGUGGAUGAUCCUGAAGCAAGUCCAUGACACCAACUGGAGGGCCAAGGGUCAGCCAGAAAAAGUCUUUACUGUGACUCACAUCAAGACGCCUAAGACAGCAGAGGACGAAUUCAUUGAGAUCCAGAGUGCUACAGGAACAGCAGUACAACGAUGGGCUGUACGCUCACUAACACUCUGUAAACUGGUGAUGAGGAACGUUGCAUCACUGUUUUCUGCAGAACUGAGGUUUUCUACACUCUUCAUGGCCAUCAUCUGGUUCUGCAUGGCUUUCAGUUACUAUGGUCUGUCUGUUUGGUUCCCUGACAUGAUCAAGCACCUUCAGUAUAACGAGUAUGAGUCCAGGGUCAAGGUGUUCCAUAAAGAGCGAGUGGAGAACUUCCAUUUUAACUUUUCUUUAGAGAACCAGAGACAUGAAGAAGGGGAAUACAUCAACGACAAGUUCAUCAGUAUAGAGAUGAAGUCAGUGAAGUUUCAGAACUCACUGUUUGAAGACUGUCGCUUUGAAGACAUCAAGUCCACAGACACUGUGUUUGAAAACUGCACCAUCCGUUCCACUGCCUUCUAUAACACAGACCUGUGGGAAGAGAAGUUCAUCAACUGUAAAAUGGAAAACACCACCUUUGAGCGCAACAAAAAUGGCUGCCACCUGGACACUGUCGAGGAGAACGACGUUCUCAUUUACCUGGUCAGCUUCCUGGGCAGUCUGGCGGUGUUGCCAGGCAACAUCAUCUCAGCCCUCUUUAUGGACAAGAUCGGCAGGGCCAAGAUUAUAGGUGGUUCCAUGCUCAUUUCAGCGGGCUGUACCUUCUUCCUGUUUAUGAGCUUCAGCCAAUCAGCGAUCAUCGCCUUGCAGUGUCUGUUCUGUGGCGUCAGUGUAGCUGCAUGGAACGGCAUGGAGGUAGUGACCGUGGAGCUGUACCCUGCUUCUAAAAGGGCCACAGCGUUCGGCGUGCUGAACGCUCUGUGUAAGCUGGCGGCGGCGCUCGGCAGCUCUAUCUUCACCAGCUUUGUUGGCAUCACCAAAGCCGUCCCCAUCCUGUUGUCCUUCACUGCAUUAGUGUGUGGUGGCCUUGUGGCCCUCAAACUGCCCGACACCAGAGGGAAAAUUCUCCAGUGA